AAGAAACUACGAACGAUUCCAAUCUUAUACCAUCACCCGUCCGUCGCCAUCAAGUUCAACAACAUUGCAAUUGCAGACCUCCUGCCUAGUGAAGAUAUAAACGAAUUCGGAAACGACCGAACAGUCUCAAGAUUCACAUGAAUCGAAGAUAGGUGUGUCUAAUCUAAUGGCAUGGCUUUGUUUGUUAAUGAUACUAUCAACAUGUAAGACAACAUGGGCUUUAGACACUCGUUCUGAAUCGAAGCUGAGUCACCUCACUCGAGAGCUGCUUCAAUCAGCAAGAGAACCAGAGUUCUUUGAGUGGUUAAAACGGAUUAGAAGGAGAAUCCACGAGGACCCGGAGCUGGCUUUUGAAGAAUACAACACGAGUCAACUCAUAAGAUCGGAACUUGACUCGCUUGGGAUUGAAUACAAGUGGCCUUUCGCAAAGACUGGGGUGGUGGGCUCGAUUGGGUCAGGGUUGCAGCCGUGGUUCGGGCUUAGAGCAGACAUGGAUGCCCUCCCAAUUCAGGAAAUGGUAGAGUGGGAGCAUAAAAGCAAGAACAAUGGCAAAAUGCAUGCAUGUGGCCAUGAUGCUCAUGUAACAAUGCUACUUGGAGCUGCCAAGUUGCUUGAACGCAUGAAGGAUGAACUGAAGGGAACUGUUAAGCUUGUCUUCCAGCCUGGAGAAGAAAGUUAUGGUGGUGCUUACCAUAUGCUAAAAGAAGGCGCUCUUGACAACUUUCAAGGCAUUUUUGGACUGCAUGUUGCACCAGAAAUCCCCGUUGGCACAGUUGAUUCAAGACCCGGUCCAAUGCUUGCUGCUUCGGGAAGGUUUAUAGCUACAAUUAAAGGGAAAGGUGGACAUGCUGCUCGUCCCCAGGAUACAAGAGAUCCCGUUGUAGCUGCUUCUUUUGCCAUUCUUGCUCUGCAACAGAUAGUUUCUCGAGAAACAGACCCUCUUGAUGCCAGGGUGGUCUCGGUCGGUUUCGUUGAGGCUGGCCAAGCUGGGAACGUAAUCCCGGAGACGGUGAGAUUCGGAGGCUCAAUUCGGAGCCUGACUACAGAAGGUCUAGUCUCCCUUCAGCAAAGGGUAAUGCAGAUUGUAGAGAUGCAAGCAGCUGUUCACCAGUGUACUGGUUCUUUAGAUUUCUUGGAAGAAAAAAUGAGGCCUUACCCAUCCACUGUAAAUGAUGAAGCCAUGUACAAACAUGCGAAACAAGUGGGGGAAGCUUUGCUUGGAGAAUCUAACGUGCUUCUUGCCCCAAUGACCAUGGGAGCAGAGGAUUUCAGCUUUUAUUCACAGAAGAUGAAAGCUGCAUUUUUCUUUAUUGGAACAAAGAAUGAAACAGUGAAAUCAGUGAAGAGAGUGCAUUCCCCGUACUUUGUUAUUGAUGAGGAGGUCCUUUCUAUUGGAGCAGCUUUCCAUGCCGCAGUUGCCAUUUCUUACUUGGAUGGCCAUGCUAUUGACACACAGUAGGAACCUAUUUAUGCUCCCUUGUUAUUUCUUUUAUGAAAAACGCCGUUAAAAUAAACGAUAAGGAAACAACAGUUUA
Messenger RNA from Populus euphratica (Euphrates poplar), 1535 nucleotides. RefSeq names its product IAA-amino acid hydrolase ILR1-like 3. Lineage: Eukaryota; Viridiplantae; Streptophyta; Magnoliopsida; Malpighiales; Salicaceae. Gene Ontology annotation, cellular component: endoplasmic reticulum. Bases 167 to 1459 code for a protein of 430 amino acids. The transcript is spliced from 5 exons. The record is from RefSeq and is a predicted model, not a curated record. Gene Ontology annotation, biological process: auxin metabolic process. Gene Ontology annotation, molecular function: IAA-Ala conjugate hydrolase activity.